Messenger RNA from Myotis lucifugus (little brown bat), 1286 nucleotides. RefSeq names its product RNA pseudouridylate synthase domain containing 4 (gene RPUSD4). The record is from RefSeq and is a predicted model, not a curated record. Gene Ontology annotation, molecular function: RNA binding; pseudouridine synthase activity. Gene Ontology annotation, biological process: pseudouridine synthesis. Lineage: Eukaryota; Metazoa; Chordata; Mammalia; Chiroptera; Vespertilionidae.
CUCGCCCCGCCCUCCUCGGCAAGAUGGCGGCGCCCAGCUGGGGCGUGUUGCGCCUCCGGGUUCGGGGUUCCGGGCGGGGUGGGGGCAGUCUCCUCUGUCUCGUCCCAAAGCCAUUUUGUACCGCCGCUGCUGCUGCCUCUAAGCCCCUGGACGCCCAACUAGCAGAGAAGCUCCGAGCCCAGAAACAGGAACAAAAGGCGAAGAAGGAGCCGGAGCUCAAAAACCCUGUCCAGCGGAGAGUGCACGAACUAGUGCGGUUCACGCAGCAGCUGCAACGAGUCCACCCCAACGUGCUCGCUAAGGCCCUGAGCCGAGGGAUCGUCCACCAGGACAAGGACCUCGUGGUCAUCAAUAAGCCCUAUGGUCUCCCUGUGCAUGGUGGCCCUGGGGUCCAGCUCUGCAUCAGUGAUGUCCUCCCUAUCCUGGCCAAGGUGCUUCAUGGCCACAAGGCAGAGCCCCUGCAUCUGUGCCACCGGCUGGACAAGGAAACUACAGGCGUCAUGGUGUUGGCUCGGGACAAGGAGGUGGCACACCAGGUCCAAGAGCUGUUUAGAACCCGUCAGGUGGUGAAGAAGUACUGGGCCAUCACGGUGCGCGUCCCCGUGCCCUCAGCAGGCGUCGUGGAUAUCCCCAUCGUGGAGAAGGAGGUGCAAGGGCAGCAGCAGCACCACAAGAUGACGCUGUCCCCAAGCUACCGCAUGGACAAUGGGAAGAUGGUGAGAAUGCGGACCAGCCGGAGCGCGCACGUGGCUGUGACGCAGUACCAGGUGCUGAGUAGCACCGUCUCCUCCGCCCUGUUGGAGCUCCAUCCUGUUACUGGAGUAAAACAUCAGCUUCGCGUUCACCUGUCUUUUGGAUUGGAUUGCCCAAUCCUUGGCGAUCACAAGUACUCGGACUGGAAUAAGUUGGCCCCCCAGAAGCUGUCUGCCGGCACUCUGCGGAAGCUGGGGCUGCCACAGUCGAAGGCCCGCCACCUCCCUCUGCACCUGCAUGCCCGCCAGCUCGUCCUGCCUGCCCUGGGGUCCAGGAACGAGGAGCUCAGCCUGGUCUGCAGGCUCCCUCGAUACUUUGUACGCUCUCUGAGCCGCCUGGGCUUAGAGCUGCCGAGUCAGGAUCCAGACAAGCAACAAAGCUGAGCCUCUGGGAGGUCAGGGGAGACGGCCGGGCCCCUGGGAGCUCAGGGGAGACACCUGGGCCCCUGGGAGCUUCGGGGAGACACCUGGGCUCCUGGGAGCUCCGGGGAGACUCCUGGGCCCCUGGGAGCUCCGGGGAGACACCUGGGCCCC